This is a messenger RNA of Actinia tenebrosa (Australian red waratah sea anemone), 1632 nucleotides long. RefSeq names its product UPF0739 protein C1orf74 homolog. Lineage: Eukaryota; Metazoa; Cnidaria; Anthozoa; Actiniaria; Actiniidae. The record is from RefSeq and is a predicted model, not a curated record.
CUGACCGAAAUUAAAGAUGUCUGCUGAGUGUGGUGAAUGGAAAUCAAAAAUGAGAAAACACUUGGGAAAACCAUUUCAAAAACAUUACGAUAGUUUGAUGAUGGACAUAAUUUUAAUAUGCAUUGGUCUCAAACCAUCUUUGCUCUUCGAUUAUUGCUUUAUCGAUCCCAUAAAGGUUGUACAUCUUCUUGAAGACCUUCAUAAAAGUGGCAUGACAACACUAGUUUUAGACGUAGUUGUUCUGGGACAAGAUUUCUUCAUAACGGAUAUAAAUGUUCUGUUGAAAGCCAUGAACAAAAACCUGAAAUUAAAAAGUUUUUCUUUGAUAGAUGUGACCGGGAAUCUUGAACAACCAAGAGCCGUUACUGAAGAAAUAGAAACAACAGUUUGUAGACAGAUUGGUGACUUGUUAAUUCAACUGGACCAGAAGUCCCAUCUUCCUGGAAUUCCAGAAGAACAUUUUUAUAAUGUCGAUCUCCAAGAAGAAUGGAAUCUUUCUACAAUGUUUGGAUUUCUUCUGUGUUAUCCUGUGAUUUACUGGUUUGACAGUAAAUACCAAUCCAAUUGUCUUUCACUUGUACCACUUCUCUUGCACAGGGCCUACCUCAAACUCCCUUUACACGUCAACUAUGACUUGUUUAAGACAUUUGAAGAAUUUGCAAAUAAGUUGCUUAAGAAAGCAAACCCCAGAGACUUGAAGAUAUUGUACUCCUUCUCAUUUCCGGAGCAACUUAAUUCGGUCGUCGAAAUACAUGUUCAAAAUUGGAUAAAAUAUGUGCAGAAAAAAUCCUUGGCUGUAGAACUUGGUGUCAAUGAUCCAGUCGUUUUUGAUAGAACACACGUAGUUGAAAAGGAAAUCAUUUUGUAAAAAGAGAAAAGAAAAUGAGCUGGUGAUCAAAACGCAUGACAUUUACUUGAUGGAAUUAUUACCAAACCAAGUCUUAAUAUUUCGUUCUCCCUUAGAGGGAUUAACUAAAAGAAUGGUUUAAAAAAACCCUCGAAUUCCUGGUAAAACUUUUGUAAUAAUCACCCCCCUUCUAAAAUUCCUAGAUCCGCCCUGGGGGGGAGUCAAAAUACUAUCCCAUUCUGUGCAAUAUUGAUAAUCAGUUCAUUCUGAGUUCAUUUUUUGGUGUUCAGUACAUCAAAAGGCUUGGAGUUACAGAAAAUGUAUUUAUAAAUUAUUUUUUAAAAAAUUUACUUAAACUUCUUCAAGAUUCUGUCAUCCUGUUUAUUGUUUCAUUUAUAUUUGGAUAUCAAAUGUGGUAUUUUCAACAUUGUUCAGCCUUUAGCACAAUUUAAUAGUGUGGYUUCAUCUUCUGGUUACUCCACAAACAGGAAAAUAAUAUAUUAAGGUAUGUAAAAGAAGAGAAUUGUUAAAUACCAACUGUCAAAGGCCAUUUUUCUCAUACUCUAAUAUUGGACAAGAGGGUAUCACAUGAACUUGAGCAAGUUUCAAUGUUUCCCUGGCAAUGCCACACCUCUCAGCGGGCAACAAUAUCCAGUAAUAAUAAUUACAUGUAUACCAGAAGUGGUUUCUCCAGAAAUCCAAGUUUUUGAAAAUCAAAUAAUYAAAAAUUUGCUUGAAUUGUGUUCUUUAAAACUCAGUAUAUUAAAAACACUUAUUAUCUUGAA